GGGCCGUGCCCGCGCUGCCCCGGGGACGGGCUGAGAUGGCGGCGGCGCGGCUGAGCGGCGCCGAGAAUCGUCUGGUGUCGCUGCCCCUGUCGCGGAUCCGCGUCAUCAUGAAGAGUUCUCCGGAGGUCUCCAGCAUCAACCAGGACGCGCUGUUCCUCACCGCCAAGGCCACGGAGCUUUUUGUUCAGUAUUUGGCUACAUACUCCUACAAACACGGCAGAGGGAAGGAGAAGAAUGCUCUGACUUACACUGACCUGUCUCAUACAGCAGAAGAGUGUGAGACCUUUCAGUUCCUUGCAGAUAUCUUGCCAAAGAAGAUCCUAGCUAGCAAAUACCUAAAAAUGCUUGAAAAAGAGAAGCGAGAUGGAGAAAUGAGGGAAGACGAUGGGGGUGAGGAGGAAGAGGAUGAAGAUGAAGCUGUUGUUGAGAGUGUUGUAUCUUAAGGCCAGUGGAGAAUUGUUUCAUAGUUGGUCCGUUUUCUAUUGUAUAAAGUAUUUUGUUCUGUGACUGAGAAUCCAGAUGCUGGAUAUAUUUAUACACUGAGCCAUCUGCUUUUGCUUUAAGAAGUUUAGAAACUGAACUUCAUACUUGUUGGAGAAUGGAAUUCUUCCCUCAGAAACAUGACGGGGUAGGAAGAGACAGUGCAAACCUGACAGCAGAGCUUCGUCAGAUGAUUUGAAAUUAUUUUGUCAGACAAUCAUUACCCAAAUUUAGAAUUUCUUUCAGGCAGCUUUCUGUUCAAAAGCUCCAAAAGUGGACCAAGUCCAUUAAAAAAGUGUGUAAAAACAGCCAUGUGGGCACCCAAACAGGAGAGGAGGAAAUCCAUCCCAAGAGCUAAUGUGGUUCUGCAGCUGUGGUGGUAAAUGGGGUCAAAAAUUAUGUGAAUAUGUGCAUCUAGAACCCUUUUUUUUGAAUGAACUCCACUUCUGAAGUUUCUCUUGCCAAAAUGCACAUUGAAGUCUGUUAAUUGUGCGUUCUUGAGAAUGUGCAGCUCCUUUACCCAUGUGAGUGACAGAGAUGAAUUUUUCAUUUGGUUUUGGUUUGUUUUUCUUUUCUUUUUUUACUACAGAAACAGCAACCGUCCUUGUGUAGAACUUUACAUGCAACUUUUUAAAAUAAAUGUUUUGUAUGAAAACUGACAGUGGAUGCAGAAACUUCCUGUAGUUUUUUCCAGUUUCAGUCACACACGUGGUCAGUGUGGAAAUGUUUGCAGUGUCAUGGUCAGUCUGAGAGAGAGAAGUGACUGAGAUCUGGCCCCAGGGGUGAAAAAUACCCCAGGUAAGCAGGGGAAUGUUAACAGGUAACAAGAACCUCUGUUCUUGUUAAGCUCUGCUCAAGCUCCAGAAAAGCUGGGAAGCAGAUCAGCCAGGAAUUUGUCUAAAGCAACACCCUAAUUUCAAGGGCAUGGUACUUACCAGAACUGAACAGCUGAAAUAGCUUCUCUUGUGUUGAAGACACAAACACACUCAACUUCUCUUGAAACAUAAUAGGAAGCUCCAGCAUAUGCACAAUCCAGCACAUUCCAUUCUCUGAUAAGAAAGUCAAAUGGAGCUUAGGGUAGGUAGGAUCAGGGGCUGGCAGAGCUACUGAGCCACACCAGUAAUGCUCCUGUUAUUUUAACAGGUCAGAGGAUGCUACAUUGUAAAAAAUUUUCCUGAAGUUGCCAUAAAUUAAAACUAUUGUACCAGGAA
Cyanistes caeruleus (blue tit) is the source of this 1691-nucleotide messenger RNA. RefSeq names its product chromatin accessibility complex subunit 1 (gene CHRAC1). Gene Ontology annotation, cellular component: nucleus; CHRAC. Gene Ontology annotation, molecular function: protein heterodimerization activity. Lineage: Eukaryota; Metazoa; Chordata; Aves; Passeriformes; Paridae. The record is from RefSeq and is a predicted model, not a curated record. Gene Ontology annotation, biological process: chromatin remodeling; DNA-templated DNA replication.